AUGUCAAUCGUCCUGAUUGCGCUCUUUCUUCUUGCUGUAUCAAAGAAUCUUCUUACCACCUGGCAUCUCAUUUGCAUUAAUGAAUCUUCUGGCUUGAAUGAGAAAAGAAUAUGCUUUGAUCUCAACAAAGGUCGCUUUGUUGAUCCGAAAAUUGGCCGAAAUUCGAUUUAUGAUAUGGAAGAAGGUUGGAGUGUCGAUACGCUAGAUGUUCCGUUUGCAUUACGGAACACUUACAUCCUGGUUGCCCCUUCUGUCACGCCGAAUCAAUAUUUUGCGCAGCAAUCGAAACAUGCUCUUGUCCUCAGAGAGCUGGCUAUGGUAUCUGGGAUUCCUGUAGGACGCAGCUCAAUAGUCGAUACUAUGGGUCGUAAUACCAUUGACACAAUGUAUGAUUUAUCAACUUCGACACUGUGGGAUACGAAUGUACGGGAUGGAAGGAAAGAGAACAACUGUGGAAAAUUUUCCGUAUCUGGAAUUCGAUCAUGUUUGAAUAAAGCUGUCAAUGGACAAAGAGCUGUUCAGGAUUAUAUUAGUCGGUUGGGCAACUGGGGUUUUUUUGAGUGGACCAUUUCUUUCCAGAAAUUUGUUCUAGAAAAUUUGAAAUUUUUUGGUUGGACACAAUUAACCUGUGGCUUCAUUGAAUUGUUUUGGUCCAGCUGUGUAUUGCUUGACAUGCAUUAUCACUCUAACGAUUGGCGUGCAUACUUUACCAUGUUUACCGUAUCUUGGCAGUUCAUAUCAAUAAUUCUAAUAUCAGUGAAAUGUCCAUUACUAGAAAGAAUAAUAAAUGGUCAACGAAACCAAAUAAAUGCUGAAAAUAGCACUGCCACUGAACCUUCAAGUUGUAAUGUUGAUUUGCGUAUAGCAAAACUUCAUACAAUUUUAAAUUUUGAAAAGCAACGGUCAGAUGAAAGAAAAAAACGACGAAAAGAAAGGUUGAAAAGAGAGGAAUGCGUUAAAGAUCCUAAAGAAUUUCCUAAUAACUUAACACAAUCGGAAGAAAUUGACUCGCGAACUGCAAAGGACGUUUCUGGAACUGUUAAUAAAAUAUCGGAUCUGAAAGCUACCAAAGAGCAAAAUGAUAAAAGUUUGGCUGAUAUUAUAGAAGAUCAUCGUGCUAACAAACAAUUGGGCUGA
Molecule: messenger RNA, 1137 nt
Organism: Brugia malayi
Lineage: Eukaryota; Metazoa; Nematoda; Chromadorea; Rhabditida; Onchocercidae
Exons: 12
Coding region: 1-1137 (378 amino acids)
Source: RefSeq, a predicted model, not a curated record